AUGGCGUACAUACCUUACCACUACCCAGACCCCACGUCGUCCCCAUGGCAAAUGGGCAAUACAGUCAUGGACAGCGUCAACAACCAAAUCGUUGACCCAGAACUAGAAAGCCAGCAUGCGCUUCGCUGUCUGAGCCCCUGGAACCCGCUUCAGAUGCCACGAUCAUCAACACCCCAUGCUCAAGGAACACUCUCUUACAUCCAACAUCCAAGUCCUGAAGCAGUCUUCACCGCAGGCAGCAUCAAAAUCCUCGACGGGAUUGCGACGAUUCCAUCAGCGACUUUUAGGCAAAACUCACCAUCUGACAAUCUAUCAUCUACUUGUAGCAGCGCUUUGAGCCCAUUGGGUGGCAGUGACUAUGGCGUAGACAAUACCCCUUCCACGCCACAGGACGACACACUGGUGCCCCAACUUGGAGCUCACUGCGAUACUUGGGGCUCAAAUGAACACCAAGCCUGGCAGUUGAGCGGCAUAGUCAAGCCCGAGGAGGUCAACUUCUACCAAGAGCCUUCCCAGAGCUUUGAAGACGAGAAAAGCACCGAUUUUCUUCCUCCAGGGUUUAGCAUGUUCAACGACAGCAACUACGAGAUCAAUGCUUACUAUCAGUCCUCACAAAACCAGUUGCCCAGGCAAAUGAGCCCGGUGGAAUCAUCUCAAAGAAUCAAAGACGAGAUCUGCGUGUCUGUGGUUGACCAAGUCGAGACUUAUCCCCAAGCUCCACUUGAGUCAGACGACGAUGGUUUCUAUGAAAAGAAUUUUCAGACUGGCGAUUGCGACAACGACAACGAUGGAGACUACAAGCCGAAGGGCACACGCAAGCGAGCAGGCUCGAGCACGAGUCGCCAACCCAAAGGUCGCAAACGGCCGUCACAAACGCAAUCUUCAACGCAGAGAAAGAAAACCAAAGCCGAAGACUCCCCUGUCACAAAGCAACAGUCAAUCCCCAAGCUACCUGGAAAGGGCAGCUUUCCUUGUGAGCAAUGCCCAGACAUCCACUUUAAAGACGAAUGUGGGCUACAAAAACACAUUAAACAACAACACACCCGCCCAUUUGUCUGUACCUUCAGCUUCGCUGGCUGCGACUCGACUUUUGCCAGUAAGAAUGAAUGGAAACGCCAUGUCGCGUCACAGCAUCUUCUCCUUCACUACUGGUUAUGUCAGCAAGACGCAUGUGCGAAGUUAUCCAACUCGCCCGACGCGCCAACUAAAGCAACGGGGGCGUCCCGGAGAUCUGGACCCUAUUCUUUGCCAGUCACUUGCACACACUCACUGCCGAAUGGCGCUAUCUUCAACCGCAAAGACCUCUACACUCAACACCUGCGAAGGAUGCACAUUCCGCCUGUCAUCAAGAAACAGGUCAAGCAAAGGAAGACUGUACCAGAAUGGGAGGAGCGUAUCCGCAGUCUUCAAGAGCAGGCACACAAACUACGCUGUAAGCUUCCUGACUACAUGGAAUGCCCGGCCGUGGGCUGCCAAUUCGUCUUCAAUGGGCCAAUGGCUUGGGACGAACGUAUGGAACAUGUCGCCAAGCACCUUGAAAAGGCAGCAAAUGGAACCGAGGACCCCAUCGUCUUCGGUGGCGACAGCGACCCAACGCUGACGACCUGGGCUUGCCGUCCUGACGUCGCAGUUAUCGUGGGCGACGGAGUGGGAAAUUGGAGACUGAACAAUCCCCUGAAACCUGAGAAGAAUGGCAAGGCUCAAGCAAGCAACUACAGCGAAGAGGAUGCCCCUGGUGAAGAGGUUGACGAUUAA
Neoarthrinium moseri is the source of this 1755-nucleotide messenger RNA. RefSeq lists its product as uncharacterized. Gene Ontology annotation, molecular function: DNA-binding transcription factor activity. The coding region runs from base 1 to 1755 and encodes 584 amino acids. The record is from RefSeq and is a predicted model, not a curated record. The transcript has a single exon. Lineage: Eukaryota; Fungi; Ascomycota; Sordariomycetes; Amphisphaeriales; Apiosporaceae.